AUGAUUGGGCACCUGGCCAACCUGCCGGAAGCACCGGAUCAACCCAUCUUCCCCGCAGAGGACGACUCGAUCCCGGCGUCCAAGGAAGGGUGGGCCGAUACCUUCGAACAGCUUGCCAUGCACCUCGGCUUACCCGUGACUCACAGCAACGGUGCCCGUAUGUUUACGGGGCACUCUGCACGGGUUACGGGCGCACGUUUCAUGGCCGAGCGCAACAUCGAACUAUGGCGCAUCCAACUGUUCGGGCGCUGGGGCUCUGACGUGUUCAUCCACUACAUUCAGGAUGCGCCCCUGAAGCAAUUGGACAAGUUGGCCCUUGAAUCCACGGCCUCCAUGUCCGUUCAAAGAGCUCAAGAACAGCUCCAACUUUUACAGCAACGCAUAGCGUCCUGUAAGAGCCAAUUCACGCACCCGGAGCCAGAUAUGCUUCAUGAUUGCGCCGCCGGGAUACCACAAAUCCCUGAGCAUGACAACCGUCCCGGGGUGAUCAUUCAGAACACCGCGCGCGACGGGAAGUUUCAUGCAACUUUAAUUUACAAGCUCGAUCUUCCCCCCAAACAAUGGCGCGCCCGUUGCGGAUGGCCGUUUGGGAAGAACCAAGCUGACUUUAAGGAUGGACAUGCCAUCAUCAUGGACUCACGAGAGGGACCUGCCUUCAUGGAAUUGGAAGAGAAAGAGUUUGGCCUUCAUCCGGGAGAGCUGGCGGAGGCGUCAAAAGCUGUGCUACAAGAGAAAGAUGUGCUGAAGAGACGCUCCCAUGAGGGGAAGAAAGGCAAGCGUAGCCCAGAGUAUGCAAGCUAG
Molecule: messenger RNA, 801 nt
Organism: Durusdinium trenchii
Lineage: Eukaryota; Dinophyceae; Suessiales; Symbiodiniaceae
Source: the annotation of a GenBank genome assembly